Ziziphus jujuba (common jujube) is the source of this 1281-nucleotide messenger RNA. Its product is annotated as acyltransferase Pun1. The transcript has a single exon. The coding region runs from base 1 to 1281 and encodes 426 amino acids. NCBI's taxonomy places the organism in Eukaryota, Viridiplantae, Streptophyta, Magnoliopsida, Rosales, Rhamnaceae. The record is from RefSeq and is a predicted model, not a curated record.
AUGACCUUCUUCUACCCAUCCAAUGGCGACGACUCUGUUUCCAAGUUUUCAUCGAAAUCUCACCGCCUUCAGCGCUCCUUAUGUCAAACUCUAACCCAUUUCUACCCGCUUGCCGGACGGCUUCAAGAUUCCGCUUCAAUUGUCUGUAACGACGAUGGGGCUUACUUUAUAGAAGCCAAAACCGACGGCUCUCUCUCGGAGUUCCUUAGCAAACCAAACACUACCGUAUUGGAAAAGUUUCUACCUUCCACCGAUCCGGAAACCGAAAAAAUAUCAAACGGUUCUCUGUUCCUUGUUCAGUUCACACUCUUCAGCUGCGGUGGCACUGCAGUCAGCAUAUCUCAUUCCCACAAGAUUGUUGAUUUGGCUGCUUUGCUAAUUUUCCUCAAGAGCUGGACCGCCGCGAGCCGCGGAAACGAAGAACCAGAGGUCCCGGAUUUCUGCGGAGCAUCCCUGUUGCCUCCGAGAGAGAUUCCGAGCAUAUCUGGUGCAUCCUCACUAAUCAAUCAUGCGCCUCCUAAGUUCGUGGCGAAGAGGUUCGUGUUCGAAGCAUCCAAAAUUGCCGAUCUCAGAGCCCGAGUUGUCGGAGCCGGAUCAACCGCUGGUCAAGAAUUCCAACCCUCGCGUGGAGAGCUAGUUCUCGCAGUCAUAUGGAAAUGCGCCAUGGCCGCAUCAAAUACAAAAUCAAAAUCAGGGUCAUCAACCUCGUUAUCGUCAGCAACUUUCCAGCCGUCGGCACUUUUUCAGGGAAUGGAUUUGAGGACGAAAAUGGAGCCGCCGCUGCCGGAGACGGUGUUCGGCAACUUUAUGUGGCCUUUUUUUGUUGUUUUGGAGAACGAGAGAGACAUGGAGUUGCAUGUGAUGGUGAGGAAUAUGAGGAAGGCCAUGAACGACUUCCUAAUCAACAAGGUCAAUACAUUCAAAGGGGAUGAAGCUUUUUCGACGAUCAUGGAUUCUUUGAAAGAACGAGAGGAGGUUCUGAAGAAGAAGACAGGAUUGAAGGUCUAUAAAUGCUCGAGUGGCUGCAAGUUUCCUUUGUACGAAACCGAUUUCGGAUGGGGAAAACCGGCAUGGUUUACAAGUUUGAACAAGCUAGUGAGCAACACCAUUACUUUGUUUAAUACUAAAUCAGGUGGAGUUGAAGCUUUUGUAACUCUGGAUGAGGAAGAUAUGGCCAUUUUCGAAAAAGACGAAAUGCUUCUUUCUUAUGCUUCACUCAAUCCUAGCAUUAGUCUCCUACCUUAUAACACAUCCAAUGAUUUUCGAUUCUCCAAGUUAUAA